AUGGUGGCCCGUCAUCGAGACUUAGUUCUCGAUCACAUGCUGGGCCUCAUGGCAGCAGCCUCAAGCAUAAUACCACUCGGCCUACUUCACAUGAGGCUGCUCCAGUGGUGGCUCAAGACCAAGGGUUUCUCCUCCAGACGAAAUCCGUUCCGCGUAAUUCGGGUUUCAUCCCAUUGUAUUGGAGCGCUAAGGGUAUGGAAGAAGCCCGGGUUCCUGUCCCAAGGCCCUGUUCUGGGUGCCAUGUGCCACCAUGUGACACUGACAACAGACGCCUCACGAACAGGAUGGGGAGCGAUCAACAGGAGUCGCUCCGAACAGGACCUAUGGAAGAAACAUCAGCACAACUGGCACAUGACUGCUCUCGAAAUGAUGGCAGUCUGUGCCUCUCCUGGACGGACAGCCUCUCCAGCUGCCGAUCAGGAGGGAUCUAUUGUCCCAAGCUCUCGGAUCAAUUCUCCAUCCAAGACCCAAGCUGUGAAAUCUAUGGUCCGGGCGCACUCCACCAGGGGUAUGGCAGCCUCCAAGGCUCUGGCUGCGGGGUCAACACCUCAAAAGGUCUGCGAUGCCGCCGGGUGGUCCACCCCGCACACAUUUGUUAAAUUCUACGCCGUCAACCUCGACCUGACUCCGUUCUCUCAGCCCUCAUCAGCAGUGGAAGUAUUCAUUCCAGAAUUGUUUAAAAAAUGUGUUGAGGAUGAGACCAAAGAUGAGUACAGGUUUCUGUGCCCUCGUGCUGGUCAGUUUAUGUGCAAAGUGACCAAGCUUAUGUUUGAGAUGGAAGGGGAAGGGGAAGUGCUGUACAGAAUAGUGUCCUGGGACAGCUGUCCGCUGGAUGGAUUGGGCCAAAAGGAGCCUGCAGGACCUCUGUACAGUAUUAACUGCCAAAAAGGUUCAAUCAGGAAACUACAUCUUCCACAUUGUGAGACCCGUAAAGAUGAUGGGAAACUGACCGUGGCACAUGUGACUGGUGGUAAUGUGGAGAUCAUUCAGCCACUACAAGUAACAGACACACAUGUUAUCAUAGCUGUUCACAAUCUCUCCCGCUUCGGUCUCUUAAUGAUAUUCGGAGAUUAUCCUAUUAAAGCCCAGGUUCUAGUGUUCGAUAUGAAUUUGAAAGGCAAGCACAGGAAAAAUAAACUGCACAUGCACCUUUUGCCAGGGAAUGUGCCAGCUGAAGAGGUGAAAAAGCAAGAGUGCAACAUGAGCAUGAGUGCUAGUUGCCAGCCAAACAUUGCAUCAAGAGCUACAUGUGAUCUGACUCCUGGUAAAGAAUACCGGCCUGUAUCUAAAAAUACUCACCAUGAAAUUACAAUCCAACCAGAGUUUAAGAAGUUUGAGCGUGACUAUGGCCCCAACUAUCACCCAACAUUUGAGGAGGAGCUGGUAUAA
Messenger RNA from Clarias gariepinus (North African catfish), 1389 nucleotides. RefSeq lists its product as uncharacterized. Bases 1 to 1389 code for a protein of 462 amino acids. The record is from RefSeq and is a predicted model, not a curated record. Lineage: Eukaryota; Metazoa; Chordata; Actinopteri; Siluriformes; Clariidae. The transcript is spliced from 9 exons.